Messenger RNA from Trichoderma aggressivum f. europaeum, 1755 nucleotides. RefSeq lists its product as uncharacterized. The transcript has a single exon. Bases 1 to 1755 code for a protein of 584 amino acids. NCBI's taxonomy places the organism in Eukaryota, Fungi, Ascomycota, Sordariomycetes, Hypocreales, Hypocreaceae. The record is from RefSeq and is a predicted model, not a curated record.
AUGGUUUCAUCAAGGAAACUCCUCAUACAACUCACUUCUCUACUACCAAUCGCCCACGGCGCUGCAAUUCACCAGCGAUCCGACGACACCUCCCACUCUUCUCCCAUCGUCGACCUGGGAUACGCCAAAUACCGCGGUGUCAGGCUCGAUGCCGGAGUAGAUCAAUUCCUGGGCAUGAGAUUCGCCCAAGCUCCCCUCGGCAAUCUCAGAUUCCGCGCACCGCAAGAUCCAACUCCGGAGAAAUCUGUCCAAGAUGCCUCCAAGGUCAGUCAAACCACCUCACCCCUUACUUACAACAUCACAUCAACCAAGUUGGUUAACUCUCAACAACAGUUUGGCCCAAUCUGCGUAGGCGUCGGCCAAACAGUAAACGCAAACAGCGCAGAAGACUGCCUCUUCGUCAACGUCUUCAAGCCCUCCAGAGCAACGCCAAACUCCAAUCUCCCCGUCUGGGUCUACAUCCAAGGCGGCGGGUACGCCCAAAACUCAAACUCCAACUACAACGGCACCGAAGUCAUCCAGCAGUCCGGCGAUGGCCUCGUCUUCGUCAACUUCAACUACCGCGUAGGCGCUCUCGGCUUCCUCGCCAGUGAACAUGUAAGACAAGACGGAGACCUCAAUGCAGGCCUGCUCGAUCAGAGAAAGGUCCUCCACUGGGUACAAAAGAACAUCAAAAAGGUACAUGAACCUCUCACCCCCAAGAUCCAAACAAACACUAACAAAAACAAGUUCGGCGGCAACCCAAGACACGUCGUCAUCCAAGGCGCUUCCGCCGGCGGCGGCUCCGUAACGCACCACCUCACAGCCUACGCAGCAAAAAGGGACAACCAGCUCUUCGUCGGCGCAAUCCCCGAGUCUCCCUUCUGGCCAACCCUCCGUACCGUCGCAGACAUGGAGUUCCAGUACCACCAGCUCCUCUCCAACACAAACUGCUCAUCCCUCGACUGUCUCCGCGGCCUAGACACCCAAGCUCUCGUAGACGCCUCCCCCAACGCGCCCUUUGUCGGAGCAGCAAGCAACAAUCCUCUGCCCUUGUGGUACUGGCUCCCCGUCAUCGACGGACAUCUCAUCACAGACCACCUGUACAAUCACUUUGAGCGCGGCAACUUCGUCCGCGUCCCGGUCCUCGUCGGCGACGACACCAACGAAGGCACCUACUUUGCCUUCAACGCCACAGAACCCUCCCAAGUCGAAACCUUUCUCAAGAACAACUACCCCUACCUCCAAGAUUCCCAAUUGAAAAGCAUCAUCCGCGCUUACCCUCUCAAAUCCUCCCUCCCCAAACACGCAGCAUACUUCCCCUCCGCGGAAGCCGCCUACGGAGAAUCCACAUUCACCUGUCCCGGAAACACCAUCGCCGCCUCCGUAGCCAGAUUCUUCGACCCCCGCCGCGUCUGGAACUACCAUUACAACGUCCUUGACCCCGACAACAUCGCCAAUGGCCUCGGCGUCCCUCACACGUUCGAGACGAGCGCAGUGUUUGGACCCGGAUACUCAGACACGGCGGCAGCGUCCUACUUCACGACCAACGCCGCAAUCGUCCCCGUAACCAUGCACUAUUUCCUGAGCUUUGUGACAAAGUUGAAUCCGAACGCGGCCAAGUAUCAUUCGGCGCCAAACUGGGAUCCUUGGGGCCAAGGCACGGGGCAGCGCGUCAGACUGCAGACCAACAAUACUGCCAUGGAGCCUGUGCCGUUUGAUCAGAUAGCGAGAUGUAGCCUUUGGAAGAGCCUGCAAAGCUACACACAGAUGUAA